GCCGCACUUUCAGCUCAAAGCAAACCAGCUCAAAGCAAACCAGCGCCACGCCAUGGCGCAAAGAACAACGGUCCGGACAACCUACGAGGUCGAGCGCACAUUGCAGCCGAUUUACUCGGGCGGCAGCAUAGCGCUCAGUGAAGAUGGGCGCAUCCUGGCCGCAUGUCUCGGAGAAGAGGCUCUGCUCACAGAUUUGUCUACGGGCAAGGAGCUGGCGAGAGCAGAGGGCGAUGGCGAGGCAAUCACAUCCCUGGCCCUAACACCAUCCGCCUCCCACCUGAUCGUGUGUUCGCGUUCGCUGUCGAUGCGCAUAUAUGCUCUGCAACCCUCACAAACAGACGAUGAAACAAUCGAACUCGAGCUUCUUCGAUCGCUGAAACCGCACACGGGUCCUGUGGUAACACUGGCAGUCGACAGCACCGGAACGCUUGUGGCAACAGGCGGUGCUGAUGGCGUGGUCAAGAUUUGGGACAUUCGCGCAGGGUAUACCACACAUACCUUCCACGGCCACGGAGGCGUUGUUUCAGCACUGCACUUUUUCCAGGUUGAGGUGACAGCAAAGCUUGACGCUGCAGACGGCGGCAAGAAGAGGAAGAGGAGCAAGUCGCAGCAGAGAGCCGAAGAAGCACAGGGAGAGAGCACGCUCGAAUAUCGCCUGGCUUCUGGCGCUGAGGAUGGCAAGAUCCGCGUGUGGGAUCUGCAUAAGAAGAAGAGCAUUGCAGUGUUGGAUUCGCAUGUUUCGGUUGUGCGCACUCUGCAGUACUCGCCGCAAGACAAGCUUCUACUUUCUGGAAGCAGAGACAAGACCUUGAUUUUGUGGACGUCGGAGAAAUGGAAGCAGCAGCGGACGAUCGCUGCGUUAGAAGGCAAUGAAAGUGCGGGCUUCCUCGCAAACGGGCAGAUCAUCUACUCUGGCGGAGAGCACGGCAAUGUUCGACUGUGGUCGACAGCGAACGGUCAGGAGCUAACAGAAGAGCAAGAGCCUGGGAACGAGACUGACGAGAUCGUCAACAUCCUCCACUAUCCCUCUCUGCCAUACCUGAUCUCAGUCCAUGCUGAGCAGGUCCUCAAUUUCCAUUCGCUGAAGUCAGUCGAGCUGCCCUUCCUCGAAGAAACCAUCAAGCCGCUCUCCAUCUUCCGACGUGUUUCCGGUACGCACGACGAGGUCAUCGAUAUCGCAUACGUUGGACAAGACAAAUCACUCCUGGCGCUGAACACAAAUUCAGAAGAUAUCCGGAUAGUGACAUUGAAGGAAGAUGCGGCGGAAGGGAGAUACUUUGGUGCAGAUGUUGGGGUGCUGGUGGGCCACGAGGAUAUUGUCAUCUGUCUGGACGUAGACUGGUCAGGCCACUGGCUUGUCACAGGUGCCAAGGACAACACUGCUCGAUUAUGGCGACUGGACCCGAAGAACAAUUCCUUCGAAUGUGCAGCUCUUCUCACCGGUCACGCCGAAUCGCUGGGAGCCAUCGCUCUCCCUCACACAGUCCCUCAAGAGGGUUCGGCCGCGUUUACGGACCCGCUAUCACACCCUCCAGCAUACAUUGUCACAGGCUCGCAGGACCGAACUGUGAAGCGAUGGGACGUCACCAAGGAUACGAAGAAGCUGCGCGCAAAAUACACACGGAAAGCCCACGACAAGGACAUCAACGCCAUUGAUGUAGACCCGUCAGGCACUCUCUUUGCGUCAGCAUCGCAGGACAGGACUGUCAAGAUCUAUUCAGCGGCAGAAGGUGAAGCCGUGGGUGUAUUGAGAGGACAUCGCCGUGGUGUUUGGACCGUCAAGUUUGCGCCAAAGACAUCGCAAGUUCCCAACUCCGCCAACAAGGGUCUGAUAGCCACUGGAAGCGGAGACAAGACGGUAAAGAUCUGGAGUCUGGCAGACUAUUCAUGUCUGCUGACGCUCGAAGGGCACUCCAACAGUGUUCUAAAGCUCGCAUGGUUGCCCUAUCGACCUGUCGAUGCGCGGGACAAGCGUGGCCCGCAAAUAGCAUCUGCUGCAGGAGAUGGUCUUGUCAAGGUCUGGGACUCCUCGUCAGGUGAAUCCAUGUCCACUCUCGACAACCACGAAGAUCGCGUCUGGGCACUCGUCGCACACCCUGAGACAGGCGCCCUCGUCUCAGGAGGCGGCGACAGCGUGAUCACGUUCUGGAAGGACACCACAACGGCGACGCUCGAAGCCGCCACAAGCGCUGAAACCGAGCGCGUAGAACUCGACCAAAAACUGCAGAACUAUACAUACUCGGGCAACUACCGCGAAGCCAUCACCCUGGCACUGCAAAUGGACCAGCCCGGCCGGCUCUUCGCGCUCUUCAAAUCUGUCGCUGAGACCGAACAGCCCGACGAGGGCAGCAUGUGUGGGCUCACCGCCGUCGACGACGUCCUCGCCACCCUCGCCGACGAACAACUCUACAAGCUCCUCCUCCGCCUGCGCGACUGGAACACAAACGUGCGCACCGCCCCCGUUGCACAGAAAAUCCUCUGGACACUCGUCAAGUCGUAUCCUGCCUCGCGACUCGCCAGCCUGCGGCCCAAGGGCAAGGUCGGCGCUAAGGGCAGUCUGAAGGACGUGCUCGAUGCGAUUCGCGUGUAUUCCGAGAGACACUACAAGAGGGUUGAGGAGUUGGUGGAUGAGAGUUAUUUGUUGGAUUUCACGCUCAGGGAGAUGGAUGAAGUAGGUGAUAUCAAGGCCAUUACCAAUGGGACGUCGCGGCUGGGUCUGCAGCGUGAUGUUGUCAUGGCUGAGUAGGAUUUUUUGGGUACAUAUAAAUAUACCCCGUUCGAGAUCGA
Didymella exigua CBS 183.55 is the source of this 2787-nucleotide messenger RNA. Its product is annotated as WD40 repeat-like protein. Gene Ontology annotation, cellular component: small-subunit processome; nucleolus; 90S preribosome. Gene Ontology annotation, molecular function: protein binding; U3 snoRNA binding. Lineage: Eukaryota; Fungi; Ascomycota; Dothideomycetes; Pleosporales; Didymellaceae. Bases 53 to 2746 code for a protein of 897 amino acids. The record is from RefSeq and is a predicted model, not a curated record. The transcript is spliced from 2 exons. Gene Ontology annotation, biological process: endonucleolytic cleavage to generate mature 5'-end of SSU-rRNA from (SSU-rRNA, 5.8S rRNA, LSU-rRNA); endonucleolytic cleavage in 5'-ETS of tricistronic rRNA transcript (SSU-rRNA, 5.8S rRNA, LSU-rRNA).